Grosmannia clavigera kw1407 is the source of this 1965-nucleotide messenger RNA. Its product is annotated as pheromone processing carboxypeptidase kex1. The transcript is spliced from 3 exons. Bases 1 to 1965 code for a protein of 654 amino acids. Lineage: Eukaryota; Fungi; Ascomycota; Sordariomycetes; Ophiostomatales; Ophiostomataceae. Gene Ontology annotation, cellular component: trans-Golgi network. Gene Ontology annotation, biological process: apoptotic process; proteolysis. The record is from RefSeq and is a predicted model, not a curated record. Gene Ontology annotation, molecular function: serine-type carboxypeptidase activity.
AUGGCACGGUCGGCACCAUGGCAGCGAUGGCCAACCGUCGUCGCUGCCAUCGCUGCCGUUUCGUCCGUCUGGAUCGGCUCUGCACGUGCUGACCCUGUCGCGGGCGACUACUUUGUGCACUCGCUUCCAGGCCAGCCAGAGGGGCCGCUGUUGAAGAUGCAUGCUGGUCACAUCGAGAUCACGCCCGAGCACAACGGAAACCUGUUCUUCUGGCAUUUCCAGAACAAGCACAUUGCCAACCGGCAACGUACCGUCAUCUGGCUCAACGGCGGGCCCGGCUGCAGCUCAGAGGACGGUGCGCUGAUGGAGAUCGGGCCCUACCGGCUCAAGGAUGACCAUACGCUGGAGUACAACGACGGGGCCUGGAACGAGUUUGCCAACGUCAUGUUUGUCGACAACCCCGUCGGCACGGGCUUCAGCUACGUCAACACCGACAGCUACGUCCACGAGCUGGACGAGAUGGCCGACCAGUUUAUCGUCUUUCUCGAGAAGUGGUUCGCCCUCUUCCCAGAGUACGAGCACGAUGAUCUCUACCUAGCCGGCGAGUCGUUUGCCGGCCAAUACAUACCCUACAUUGCCAAGCACAUUGUCGAACGGAACAAGAACGCGUCGGAAACGCACGCCUGGGCGCUGAAGGGCCUGCUGAUUGGCAACGGCUGGAUUUCCCCCGCCGAGCAGUACGAGUCCUACAUCGACUUCGCCUACGACAAGAAGCUGGUGACGAAGGGGAGCAGCGAUUCCGACAGGUUGGAGAACCAGCGGCGUGUCUGCGACAAGAUGCUGGCAGCGGCUGGCGGCCCGGAGAACCAGCCGGUUGAUAUCGGGGAGUGCGAAAGCAUCCUCCAGGAGCUGCUGAGAGUCACGCGCCGAAACUCGGGUGACGACAAGGACUGUAUCAACAUGUACGACGUCCGCCUCCGCGACACAUAUCCCAGCUGCGGCAUGAACUGGCCGCCCGACCUGCCGAACCUGACCGGCUACCUGCGAAACAACGAUGUCAUCGCCGCGCUGCACAUCAAUCCGAACAAGAAUACCGGAUGGCAGGAGUGCAACGGCAAUGUCGGUUCGCAGUUUCGCGAUCGCGUCUCGAAGCCAUCCAUCGCCAUCCUCCCGGGUCUGUUGGCCGAAAUGCCGAUUGUGCUCUUCUCGGGCGCCGAAGACCUGAUUUGCAACCACCUGGGAACGGAGGCGAUGAUCGGCAACAUGGCCUGGAACGGCGGCAAGGGCUUUGAGCUCUCGCCAGGCAACUGGGCGCCGCGGCGCGAAUGGACGUUUGAGGGCAAAGACGCCGGCUUCUGGCAGGAGGCCCGCAACCUGACGUACGUCCUGUUCUACAACUCGUCGCACAUGGUGCCGUUCGACUAUCCACGGCGCACGCGAGACAUGCUGGAUCGCUUUAUGGGCGUCGACAUCAGCAGCAUUGGCGGAAAGCCGACGGACUCACGCCUCGACGGCGAGCCUGGGCCAACGACCACUGUGGGCGGUGCAGCCGGGAACGGCAACAGCACAACCGGCCAGGACGGCGACAAGGCCAAGGUCGACGCGGCCAAGUGGGCGGCUUACCGCAAGAGCGGCGAGAUCGUGCUGGUCAUCGUGGCCGCAGCGGCUACCGCCUGGGGCUACUUUGUAUGGCGUGAUCGUCGCCGCCGGGCCGGCUAUCGGGGAGUGGCCGGCGGCCCUGUCUCGUCGUCCGACACGCAUAUACCGGAAUACAGGCGCCGCAACAGCAUGUCCGUCCAGAGCGGCACUGCCCUGGAAAACUUCCGCAACAAGCGGUCGAACCGGGAUCUGGAGGCCGGCGACUUUGACGAGGGCGAGUUGGACGACCUGCACGUGACCACACCCGCACUGGACUCGCGAUACAGCAUAGGAGCUGACAGCGAGGACGAGGCCGAGGGCUCAGACGGGAACACGGAAGCGAGGCGGACAGCUGAUCACGAGGGCGGCGUGCAGAAGGCCAAAUAG